Molecule: messenger RNA, 2366 nt
Organism: Raphanus sativus (radish)
Lineage: Eukaryota; Viridiplantae; Streptophyta; Magnoliopsida; Brassicales; Brassicaceae
Product: sister chromatid cohesion 1 protein 3
Exons: 11
Coding region: 166-2235 (689 amino acids)
Biological process (GO): replication-born double-strand break repair via sister chromatid exchange; synaptonemal complex assembly; mitotic sister chromatid cohesion
Cellular component (GO): cohesin complex; synaptonemal complex
Molecular function (GO): protein binding; chromatin binding
Source: RefSeq, a predicted model, not a curated record
AAAUUUUCCCGCUCCACUGACAUCUCUUCAACUUCCUCUCCAGAAUCAAAUAAAAAACCCUAACCUCUCUGUUCCUCCCAUUACAUCGAAACUGAUAACCCUUCUUCUCUCUUACUUGGUUUCUCUGUCUCAUAGUUUGAUUUCGAGGGAAAAUUAAAAAAAGAUAUGUUUUAUUCGCAUGUUUACUUGGCUCGGAAGGGUCCUCUGGGAACGGUUUGGGCCGCCGCUCACUUGCAACAACGCCUCAAGAAGUCUCACUACACCGGCACCAACAUCCCCAAAACAGUCGAUCUUAUAAUGUUCCCUGAGGCACCUUUGGCAUUGAGAUUGUCUGGUCAUCUUCUACUCGGUGUUGUCCGAAUCUAUUCAAAGCAAGUUGAUUAUCUGUUCCGUGACUGUGCUCUCGUCACUACUUGGUUAUCCAAGUCUUUCGUUUCUGCUCAAGUUGACUUGCCUGAGGAUGCUAGACAGGCUCCCGUUGAGUCUGUCACUUUGCCUCAAGCACUGAACUUGGACGACUUCCAAUUGGAUGAUGACACGCAUGAAGGUGAAUUUGAUAAUCAUCUUAGGAGUCAGGAAGAUAUCACUCUCACAGAUCAAAUCCCAACUGGUGUUGAUCCUUAUGUUGCUAUAACAUUUGAUGAGGACAUGGGUACAGAAACUAUCCCGAUGGAUGUUGACCAAUCUACCGAACCUGUGAGUGCGCAUCCUGUUGAUACUGAUGUUGAGAUGGCUUUUGAGACGGAACCAAUCAAUGAGCCAGGAGACUUCAAUGUUGGUCUAGAUACUCGUUACGACACAGAGGAAAUCCCCGAGUUCCAGGAUCCCAGACCGAGUAACUUGACAGAACCGCUUAAUCCCAGUCCAGAGAGAGGCAAUGUCAAUUCUCCAGGAAGUGUUCCUGAGGUUGAGAUAAGGCGUGAUGCUGCACACGGUUUAAGCCCUGCGUCCCAUUUACCAUUUGCUACAGAGCACACUGAACCUUUAGAUGAAACUAUGAAUGAGAAGGAACCCAAUAUCCCCAACCUUGAUGAUGAAGAGUUGAGUUCUAGAGGACAUGCGUUUGAGCUUCGGUCAGGAUCUCCAGGUUUUGCUCGUUCUGAGGAAGAACGUGACAACUUUGUGCAUCCAUCACCUCAACUAGCUCUUCAGCCAUCUCCACCUCCACCUCCUGCACAGCAACCAAGGCCAAGGAAGAGGAAGCACUUUGAUAGAGUCACAGUAUUAACUAACAGGAUCAUGAGAGAGAGGCUUGAGGAUCCUAGUGAUACUCUUCGUAAGAGAAAGAAGAUGCCUUCGUCUAAACUAAGUAUGUGGAGAAUGAAUAACCAGUCAAAGAAGGAUCAAAUCUUCAGUGAGCCCUUGCUUACUGGCUUUUCAGAUGAUCUACGCAGUGUCUUUGAUAAGGACUUUGUAUCUUCAAAGCCAUAUCUUGUUGUUUCUAAUGAAAGUAUUCCAGAACCUGAACCUGUAUCAUCUCCUACUCGAGAAGCUGAAGCAGAAGUUCACCCGACCUCUCCAAUUCCACAAUCUGCAGUUCCUGAUUCUACUCAUCCAGACAGUACAGUCCAGCUGUCUCCAGUUCGACAAACUGAAGAUGCCCAAGGCUCUGCAGUUCCUCAAUCUGCUCAUGGAGAGUCUGUAGCAAGAGAAGCCCAAUCUCCACCGCCAUUUAAUAUUGACGAUGACACAGGAAUCGAACGCUUCAGAGAUGGUGGUUACACUGAGUUCAUGCCGUCGCCACCUCCAAGGUUUUCACCUUCUAGAACGGAUGACUUCACCACUCAGACUAGUAGAGCUUGGGAGACGGAAUCUUAUAGAACAGAGCCUUCAACUUCCACAUAUCGAGAUGAUAUGCCUGGACUAAUGAACUCAGGGAUUUCAGCUAUUCCUGAAAUGGCAGACGAGGAACUUUAUUUCCUGGAUGUAAGUGGCAAUACCCCGGUGAAUUCACCGGCUAGUCAAGAUUCUGAUGCUUUGACAGGGAGAACAAGAGCCUUGGCUAAGUAUCUUAAAGAACGCUCUUCUAGUAGUCCCUCUUCAAGCUCUUCUUCAGGAGAUCUAAGUUUGAGCAAGAUCUUGGAGGGAAAGACAAGGAAGCUAGCUGCUCGAAUGUUCUUUGAGACACUGGUGUUGAAGUCCAGAGGACUUAUUGAUAUGCAACAGGAGCAACCUUACAGCGAUAUCACCCUGAAGUUGACGCCUGGCCUUUUUCAAAAGUUCAACAAUGAAUAAACAAUACUCACUGUAUUUUAUUUGUGUGUAAAUUAUUAGCUUAGAUUCUAGACAAGGGAGUGGUCAUCCUCAGUUUGUUGAUCAUUACAGCUUGUAUGGUUUAAAGAAAUAAAGCUUUUUUCUGAAAUCCA